CCUUCCACAACACGACGGCACAGUUACACAUGGAAACAGCCGGUAGCGAAGGGGGGAAGACAAAGAGAAAGAAAGAAAAAAGGAAAGACAAGCAGACAUAGUUUUACUCUGGCGACAGUUGCCUGCUAAAGACAAAGGCAAAUAAGAGCUGGCAAUGAAGGCGAAGGACAGAGCAGAGUGUUGACUGAAGGAGUGAAGAGAUUAAUAAGAGACACCAGAGAAAAGAGUCAGGGAGAACAUAAAAAUAGUUCUGUGGAUACACAUUGACUGAGAGAGCAGUACAAGACCCAAAGGGCAACUGACAUCAGCAGAAAAAGAGAGAGCGCAAGAGAGAGAGAGAAAGAACGUGACAGAGCGUGAGAGUGAAAGAAAAAGAGAAGAGAAGUGGAAGUCAGUGCAAUCCUUUUGAGAUUGUAUUAAAACAUGUUUCAGUUCACCAUACAGACAGCAUAGGAUAUACUGACAGAAAGAGAGAUAGGAGGCUUAGCAGGAAGACAGUCAAUCCAACAGAUAGCCAUCAAGCACUUCAUUCACAAUGCUGACGAAGGAGUACAGAAUAUGUAUGCCUCUGACAGUAGACGAGUAUAAGAUUGGUCAGCUUUAUAUGAUCAGCAAACACAGCAGUGAGCAGAGUGGGGGCGGGGAGGGGGUGGAGGUGCUCCGCAACGAGCCCGACACGCACCCCGAGCACGGCGCGGGCCAGGUGACCGAGAAGCGCAUCUACCUCACCAGUAAGCUGCCAGACUGGAUGAGGAGGUUCAUCCCACGGCUGUUCUACGUGACCGAGACGGCCUGGAACUUCUACCCGUACACCAUCACCGAGUACUCAUGCUCCUUCCUACCGAAGUUCCACAUAAGGAUUGAGACCAAGUUCCAGAAUGACAACGGGGAGAGUGAUAAUGUGUUUGGAGACAACCCCACCCCAAAAGACAAUGUGUGCUUUCUGGACAUUUUGACGGAUCCAAUACCUGAGAAGCAUUACAAGAAGUCAGAGGACCUGAGCUGCUGGGAGUCGGCGAAUACGGGGCGCGGCCCCCUGGUGGCCGGCUGGCGGAACAGCAGCCAGCCCAUCAUGUGCUCCUACAAGAGGGUGCACUGCAGCUUUGAGGUCUACGGCUUUCAGACGCGCACCGAGGAAUUCAUCCACAAGACCAUCCGGGACAUCCUGCUAGUGGGACACAGACAGGCGGUAGCCUGGCUGGAUGAGUGGCAUGGGAUGAGUCUGGAGAGCGUGCGCCAGUACGAGAAAGACCUUCAGGAGGAGACCAACAACAAACUCAAAAGCACAGACAACAACCAUAAAGAUGCUGGCCCUCGUCCCUCCUUCUCUCGCUCCAUCUCGGUCACAGACGAGUGCUCUUUGAAGAAGAUGGGGGUGAGGCCUGCAGUCAUCCCCAACCCUGCCACCUCCUCCUCCUCCUCCUCCUCCUCCUCCUUCCGCCAGCGCCUCCACCAAGUCCUCCUCCUGCUCAUCGAUGGGGGUGUUGAGCAAAGUGAGGCUGCAUUCCACGCCAGAGUAACCGCACACUCCCCCACACCCCACCCCUUCCCACCAGGGUACUUUGGACUCAUGUUCCGUAGACUGGCUGCACCCACAGCCCUACCUCCACCCCCACCUCAAACAAGCCAUUAUAAUUUGCCUUCCAUCCCCAACCCCAACCAUGUCUACCACACAUGAUUAUGUACACACCUGUGUGCCUUCCGGAGCUAAUCCACUCUCUAGUCUCUCAUCCAGAUGGUGGCCAUUCAGAGGAGUCGUGUGGUUGACAUUUUUUAUACUAGUUAUUAUUUUUACUCUACUUAUUUAACCCAAUUGUGUGCAAUCAAGUGUAAGCAAUAAUCUCUAUAGAUCAAGCUGUCUUUCAAAUGACAUACAUUCCGUGUAGCUAUUGAGUGAGACUGUAGCAUUGUAUUGGCUUCACAAUCUUCACAAGCUAAAGGGGGCAAUGGGUUAAGUGUGGUUCACCUUUAACCAUGUCAACAUUUUGACACUGCUUGUUUAAUCACGUGUCACCUUGGCCCAGUGAACCAAUUGUAAUCGAAGUGCAAAUAGCAGUGAUGGAAUAGUGUGAUGAGGAGAGUGAACGUUACAGUGAAAACAAGUGUAUGUAUAUAUUUUGUCAAAGUCAGAUUUGCAGCUGCACAAUAAACCCCCCUCAGGCUGGAGAAAUGUCUUUGGCGGAGGUUUUUUUCUCUCCCAA
This is a messenger RNA of Alosa alosa (allis shad), 2201 nucleotides long. It is a transcript of the gene pitpnc1b, whose product is annotated as phosphatidylinositol transfer protein cytoplasmic 1b. Bases 536 to 1678 code for a protein of 380 amino acids. Gene Ontology annotation, cellular component: cytoplasm. The transcript has 10 exons. Gene Ontology annotation, biological process: phospholipid transport. Lineage: Eukaryota; Metazoa; Chordata; Actinopteri; Clupeiformes; Clupeidae. The record is from RefSeq and is a predicted model, not a curated record. Gene Ontology annotation, molecular function: phosphatidylinositol transfer activity; phosphatidylinositol binding.